AUGGCAACCUCCAGCCAUACACGGCCAGAGCAUACUAUUGUCCAGGCUGCGUUUAGAAACGCUACUCCAUAUAUUCUCCAGCUAUUUCUAGCUGAGAUUGAGAAGCUCGAUCUUUUUGGGGAAGGGCACACUGAUGAGGCCUAUGUCGAAAGCCUGACUGAGCUGAAAUAUGCCAUCGAGCUGAUACACAAACCCAGAGUCAAAAAACAAUUGGCAAGAUUAUAA
Messenger RNA from Fusarium proliferatum ET1, 225 nucleotides. RefSeq lists its product as uncharacterized. The record is from RefSeq and is a predicted model, not a curated record. NCBI's taxonomy places the organism in Eukaryota, Fungi, Ascomycota, Sordariomycetes, Hypocreales, Nectriaceae. Bases 1 to 225 code for a protein of 74 amino acids. The transcript is spliced from 2 exons.